CAGAGUAUUUUCUGAAAAAGUUCUGCAGGGCAGAGGAGUUGAACAGUUGAUCACAUGCAGGAGCACGGGAUAGAUGGAGUACAGCUGACUCAACAGCUACAGGGGAUUUGGGUUUUGCAAUGGAACAGGUAUGGUUGCUGCUUCUGCUGACGAUUAAAGUGCUCCCAGUGACUGCUCAGUUCAAUGGAUACAACUGUGAUGCUAACCUCCAUAGCAGGUUUCCUGCUGAGCGAGAUAUCAAUGUUUUCUGUGGAGUACAGACAAUUACUAUGAAGAUAAAUUUUUGCACAGUUCUUUUUUCUGGUUAUUCUGAGACAGAUCUGGCACUGAAUGGGAAACAUGGGGAUGCCCACUGCAGGGGCUUCAUCAAUAACAACACCUUUCCAGCAGUGGUCAUUUUCAUCAUCAAUCUGAGUACUUUGGAAUCUUGUGGGAACACUUUAGUGGUAUCCUCAGCUAGAGGUAUCAAUGCUUAUGGAAAUACCUCAGUGGUACAGAUAGGUAAUGUUUCAGGCUAUAUUGAUACACCAGACCCACCAACGAUUAUCAGCUAUUUGCCGGGGCUUCUGUACAAAUUUAGCUGUAGCUACCCACUGGAGUACUUGGUUAACAAUACCCAGCUCGCUUCGUCAUCAGCUGCUAUUUCUGUAAGAGAGAACAAUGGUACAUUUAUCAGCACUUUGAAUUUGUUGCUUUACAAUGAUUCAACCUACAGCCAGCAACUCCUUAUUCCAAGCACAGGUUUACCUUUGAAAACCAAAAUAUAUGCAGCUGUAAGAGCAACCAACCUUGAUGGCAGGUGGAAUGUUUUGAUGGACUACUGUUACACCACACCAUCUGGCAAUCCUAGUGAUGAUCUUCGGUAUGAUCUUUUCUUCAGCUGUGACAAGGACCCGCAGACAACCAUAAUUGAGAACGGCAAGAGUCAAAUGGGCCGGUUUUCCUUUGAGGUGUUUCGCUUUGUGAAGCACAAGAACCAGAAGAUGUCCACGGUCUUCCUCCACUGUGUGACGAAGCUGUGCAGAGCAGAUGACUGUCCAUUUCUUGUGCCAAUCUGCAGCAACAGAGAAAGAAGAGACACUGGUGGAAGGACGACUUGGCGCCCUCAGAGCACAUCGGGCAAUGCUGUCAUCUCUGCUGGCCCCAUCAUUACAAGGAGUGAUGAGACGCCAACCAACAAUUCACAGCUUGCUCACCCAAACGGACCUCCUUUCCAGAUGAACACGGUCACCAGUGCGCUGAUUUCAGGCAUUGUCGUCCUGGGAAUUUCAAGCAUUUUCUUUUUUGUAUGUUCUCUAACCCUUCUGCACAGAAACUGGCCCAACAGUUCGGUCCUGAGUGGCAUCCGAAACCCAGUUUUCAACUGAAAGUGAUGAUUUGUUUGCACUUUUUGUUUGGGGUUGCCUUUCUUGUCUGUGAAGUAUGAUUCCAUUAAAAAGUAAUAUUAAGGCAACAUUCCAGUGAUAUCCAGCUUCUGUUCCAGCUAUUCUGUAUUUGUAGAUUUGCUAGAUGAUGUUGUGUAGGUGAGCAGCAGUGAUGUUGGUAACAAGCCUAGAAAAUGUUGAGAAUCUCAAUUGUGUUUGCGAUCAGACUGCAUGACAUUUGCCCAUGAAUGUGCUGACAAUAGAGCUCACGUCUUCAUCUGCUCAGUAAAGUCUAAAAGCUGGAGAGGCUGCAGAUGAGAACCUUUCCAAGUAUGCCAUUUUAAUACAAAGGCUGACAUAUUCAGGAAAGUUCAUAAGUUCAUGAACACCUAGUAAGA
Molecule: messenger RNA, 1762 nt
Organism: Melospiza melodia melodia
Lineage: Eukaryota; Metazoa; Chordata; Aves; Passeriformes; Passerellidae
Gene: ZPLD1
Product: zona pellucida like domain containing 1
Exons: 11
Coding region: 120-1367 (415 amino acids)
Cellular component (GO): cell surface
Source: RefSeq, a predicted model, not a curated record